Molecule: messenger RNA, 908 nt
Organism: Chanos chanos (milkfish)
Lineage: Eukaryota; Metazoa; Chordata; Actinopteri; Gonorynchiformes; Chanidae
Product: gap junction beta-3 protein-like
Exons: 2
Coding region: 1-684 (227 amino acids)
Biological process (GO): cell-cell signaling
Cellular component (GO): connexin complex
Molecular function (GO): gap junction channel activity
Source: RefSeq, a predicted model, not a curated record
AUGGAUUGGAAAACCUUCGAAGCCCUCCUGAGUGGAGUGAAUAAGUACUCCACCGCCUUUGGCCGAAUCUGGCUGUCUGUGGUGUUUGUUUUCCGUGUCAUGGUGUUUGUAGUGGCUGCUGAGCGAGUGUGGAGCGAUGACCAGAAGGACUUUGACUGCAACACCAAAUCGCCUGGUUGCUCAAAUGCUUGUUACAACUACACCUUCCCCAUCGCUCACACAAGGCUCUGGGCUUUGCAGCUCAUCUUCGUUACCUGCCCCUCUUUCCUGGUGGUGAUGCACGUGUGGUACCGCGAGGACCGGCAACGCAAAUAUCGCCUCGCGCACGGUGAAAAUGCCCGUCUCUAUGACAACCCCGGUCAAAAACACGGUGGCCUGUGGUGGACGUAUCUUUUCAGCCUCUUCUUCAAGACGGCCAUCGAGGUGCUUUUUCUUUACCUGCUGCAUCUGAUCUACAACAGUUUUAACAUGCCUCGCAGAGUGCUCUGUGACGUCGCUCCUUGUAGGCAGGUUUACUGCUAUAUAGCGCGCCCAACUGAAAAAAGAGUCUUCACAUACUUCAUGGUGGGGGCUUCAGCUGUAUGUAUUGUGUUAAACCUGUGCGAGAUCUUUUACUUAAUUACGAAAGCUCCCUCGCAGUACACAAAAAAGGCAGGAGAAGCUACACUGGGAUGCUUUAAGUGAAGCAGAGCAGAGUGUGAAGUCUUUUCUCUUCUUUUUCUUCUUCUUCUGUCACGAAUACCACAAAAGAAGAUCAAAGCAGUGAAAAUUUCUGCACUCCCUCAUUCAAGAGUGUAAAGAAGCCCUUGGUGUUGGCUCGCAGAGUGAUACCUCUCUUUUGGAUGAAAGAAGAGAUUUGACUUUGAUAAAGAUACUCACAUUGAUGAAUUAAACUAAUAAAAAAAGUA